CUCUCUCUCUCCUUUGCCUGCUUGCCAUGUGGGACUGAGCAACCUCUAGAUCCUUGGACUUCUAUUCACAGCUGCUACUGACCAUUGUUGGGAGUUGGACUGCAGACUGUUCCUUCUGACUGAAUAUCUAUCAGGAUGAGCACCUACAACCCUCCCACACUCCUGCAGCUGGCACUGGACGGGGUGCUGAGGAAGGAUUCCAUAGACUUCUCUGAUCUGGAGUACCUGCCCAUCACGCUCUUCCCACCACUCUUCAUAAAGGCCUUCAAUAGCAGACACACAGAGAUAGUAAAGAAAAUGGUGGCAACCUGGCCCUUUCCCUGCCUCCCUGUGGGGACACUGCUUAAAACCGCUGGUGUGGAGAUGCUGCAAGCUGUGCUGGAUGGCAUAGAUAUACUGCUGACACAGAAUGUUAGUCUCAGGUGCAAGCUUCAAGUGUUGGAGUUGAGAGAUGUACACCAGCAUUUCUGGGAUGUAUGGGCUGGAAGAGAGGAUGAAGUCCACUCAGCAGAGACUAAGAGUGAGAAGAAAGUAGGAGAGCGCAUUUCUAGAAAACCACCGAGAGGUGUGAAGGAGUACUAUGUGCACAGUUAUCAAACUGACUGGUCAGUGCAGACCUUCUGUUUAUGAAAAGCAAUUUAUAGAGUGGCAGAUGAUUUCACUUCAUGAUACUCAGAAGAGAGAUGGUAUGAACAUUUUGAACAUGGCUGAAGCAAAAGUUCUUGCCCAGAGAACUGAUUGUGCUGAGACCUGUUAACUCUUCAAUUGUGAGCUCAGAGAGAGGGCAAGCCAACCAUUUUAUUCCCUUUGUCACUGUAUCAGGUAACAUUAAAAUAAUUUUACUCUG
Mus musculus (house mouse) is the source of this 847-nucleotide messenger RNA. It is a transcript of the gene Prame62, whose product is annotated as predicted gene 12789. The transcript has 4 exons. NCBI's taxonomy places the organism in Eukaryota, Metazoa, Chordata, Mammalia, Rodentia, Muridae. The record is from RefSeq and is marked validated. Bases 136 to 630 code for a protein of 164 amino acids.